AUGAUAUCUCUAGUCGUCAAUGUUUUGGCUUCUUGCUCCUUAAACCCUUCGCCUAUAACCCAUAUAAAGCCCUGCUCGUCCGAGGCUUUGGUUCGUAACAAUCCAUGUUUAUCGAGCUCAUCUUCGUCAAAUUGUUUAGAUUCCACUGAUCUUAAGUUCAUAGCUGAUCACCGAAAGAGUCUUGCUCUUGAAGACAAAGCGGCCGCCCGCUCAUGGCGCUUUGUGAUAGAGACUCCCGAUCUUGAUGAUAAGGAGACAUUGGAUGCCUUAUCCCCGAAUGAUGAUCGGGAUAACCAUGAUGUUUCUCCCCAAGGCCAUGCUAUUGUUAAGGUUGGGGAUUUCCUAGAUCUUCCCGAGGCCAAGGAGGAAGACGAUGCUGCUCCCUUUGAGCUCAAAGACUUAGAUAGUUGGGGAGAUUCUCUCGGGUGCAGACUCGGUCAGUGCAUAGGCUUCGAGCGGUUCGACAACCUUUCGUCCCUUGUAACUUACGAGACGAUUGAUACGAUGCAUCAAAAAUAG
Molecule: messenger RNA, 519 nt
Organism: Arabis nemorensis
Lineage: Eukaryota; Viridiplantae; Streptophyta; Magnoliopsida; Brassicales; Brassicaceae
Source: the annotation of a GenBank genome assembly